Messenger RNA from Dovyalis caffra, 909 nucleotides. The record is from the annotation of a GenBank genome assembly. Lineage: Eukaryota; Viridiplantae; Streptophyta; Magnoliopsida; Malpighiales; Salicaceae.
AUGGUUAACCCUAAGCCUGGAACCCUACGCCAUGCUGUGAUUCAAAAAGGACCCCUUUGGAUAACCUUUUCACGUAGCAUGGUAAUCAGACUCAACCAGGAGCUUAUGGUAGCUAGUGACAAAACCAUUGAUGCCAGGGGAGCCAAUGUGCAUAUUGCUGGAGGAGCCGGUAUUACUAUCCAAUUUGUAAAAAAUGUGAUCAUCCAUGGCCUUCACAUUCACGACAUUGUUGCGGGAACGGGUGGACUCAUCAGGGAUUCGGUGGACCACUAUGGAUUGAGGACUAGAAGCGACGGAGAUGGGAUUUCAAUCUAUGGAUCCUCUAACGUUUGGAUCGAUCACGUUUCCAUGUCCAAUUGCCAAGACGGGCUUAUUGAUGUCAUCAUGGGAUCAAGUGCCAUCACCAUUUCCAACUGCCAUUUCACUCACCACAACGAGGUGAUGUUGUUCGGCGCAAGUGAUACCUACUCUGAGGAUUCUAUAAUGCAAGUUACAGUUGCCUUCAACCACUUUGGUAGGGGAUUGGUGCAGAGGAUGCCUAGGUGCAGAUGGGGAUUCUUCCACGUUGUCAAUAAUGACUACACCCACUGGCUCAUGUAUGCCAUUGGUGGUAGCCACGCACCCACCAUCAUCAGUCAAGGCAAUCGAUUUAUUGCUCCUAAUAACACUUUUGCUAAGGAGGUGACCAAGAGGGACUACGCAACAGAGAGCGAGUGGAAGAAAUGGAAUUGGAAAUCCGAGGGUGAUCUCAUGAUGAAUGGAGCAUUCUUUGUCCCAUCGGGGAAUCCUAGGACUUCAAGCAGGCAGUUCUCAAAGUUGGACAUGAUCAAAUCGAAACCAGGAACAUUUGUGACCAGGCUCACUCGCUUUUCGGGUUCACUUAACUGCUUCAAGGGAAAGCCUUGUUAG